GGCACCUAUGCACUAGCGAGAUGCAACCAACCUAGUCAUUAUGUGUAAUUUCGUAUGAUUUCUUACAUCUAAAUUUGGAUAAUAGUGACAUAAUGUCAGAGGACCAAAAAACUGUGUAUUUAUCGGCAUUAUUUGCUGGAGGAAGCGCCGCCCUCGUUGUUGAUUUAACCCUUUUUCCUCUAGAUACUUUAUCAACACGUCUUCAGUCCGCACGAGGCUUUUUUAAAACCGGGGGUUUUAAACAUGUAUAUAAAGGCAUAGGACCUAAAAUCAUAGGAAGUGCUCCAGAAGCGGCCUUAUUUUUUUUGACGUAUGAGAGUUUUAAGUAUUAUUUUGAACCGAGGGUGGACUCUAAUGUGUUACCAUUAGUUCACAUGUCUGCAGCCACAAUUAGUGAAAUCGUAGGCUGUUUAAUUGGAGCCCCAGUGGAGGUGGUGAAGCAGCGGAGACAAACUUCUACAAAUACAAAACACACCUCUCUCAGAAUUUUCAUGCAUGCUGUUAAAUCCGAAGGACUAAUAAAAGGCUUGUAUAGAGGAUAUGGUUCAAUGCUAACCCAAGAAAUUCCAUUUUCUUUAAUUCAGUUUCCUGUUUUGGAAUAUUUAAAAAAAGUAUACAGGCUCAGUUUUAAAAAUGACGUUCCUCUAGAUUCGUGGGAUGUAGCAAACUGUGGUGCCAUGGCUGCAGCUUUUGCUGCUAUUACAACGACUCCUUUAGAUGUCGCUAAAACCCGAAUUAUGUUGGCUGAUAAAAGAUUCGCGACGGACACAAUCCGGACUGUGUUGAAGCAAAUUUAUUACGAAAAAGGAUUUAAAGGUCUUUUUGCAGGGUUUACACCAAGAGUGAUGUUAGCAACAGUCGGUGCCUACGUGUUUUUCGGUACUUACGAUUUAUCAAAGAAUUUUUGCAACGAUUAUUUGUUAAAUCAUGACCUGUCGGUCAACUGGUAA
Messenger RNA from Zophobas morio, 950 nucleotides. RefSeq names its product mitochondrial S-adenosylmethionine carrier protein-like. Gene Ontology annotation, molecular function: S-adenosyl-L-methionine transmembrane transporter activity. The record is from RefSeq and is a predicted model, not a curated record. Bases 93 to 950 code for a protein of 285 amino acids. NCBI's taxonomy places the organism in Eukaryota, Metazoa, Arthropoda, Insecta, Coleoptera, Tenebrionidae. The transcript has 5 exons. Gene Ontology annotation, cellular component: mitochondrial inner membrane.